GUCUCCUCCAGCCAGUGAGAGACUGAGGGUCCUUCAGCACACCACACACUACCUGCAUGAGGUGUAGAUUUAUUUCUGGAUCACUCAAGAGCGCAUCACAGACCUGCAUUCAUUCACGGAUGACCAAUGUAGAUUCUGGAGCCUCAAUAACGCGUGAUUGAGGGACUAUAAAACCGCACACACAAACCAGAGCGAUCUUCACGCAAAUCCACUGGACAGAAGGAAACUCGCGACACAUGGAAGAUCAUCUGAAGAACUCCGAGAAGGAUAUUAAAGUUCGUUUGGAGACCAAGAAACUCUUUGAGGCAGGAGAUCUGAGGAACACGCGGACAUGAUAUUUGAAGGCUGCUCAUUAUCGGUUUAAAUGUGUGUUUCUGAGGUUUUAGAUGGAUUGGUGUUCUACGAGGGAUGCUCGUAGAUAAGCAUACGUGAACUGGGACUGAAGAGCGCAUUUCAUCUGAUCAAAAGUGCAGCUCAGUUGUAACAUCGUAGUAUAUAGUGACUUUAUUAUUAUUAUUUUCCACGAAAGUCAUGCUGAUUCGAAGCCAGGCUUUACGGUGGGCAGUUUUCUUGACACUUUGUGCUCUGAUGGUGAAGGGCUUCCCAGCAAAAAGACGCAGAGCAAAUCACAUCAAGAGCAAGAGUGGUGCAUCUCUGGAGGUUAGAGGUCAUGGUGGCUCCAAGGAUGUCAAGCAGUCUUUGCAAGACAUUCAGGGUCAAAACCAACUAAGGAGCGAGUUGCCUUUGCCUCGCCGUCAUAAAAGGAGAUGGUCACGGAUUCACUCGGAGGGAGUCCUUCCCAAACCUGCUCCAGAGGAAGAAGAGGAAACCUUCAUUUUAGACCUGAAGAACUUCCCUGACCUUGCCAAUGCAGACCUGGGCUCCCAGAACCCAAACAUUCAAGUGACCAUUGAGGUUGUGGACAGCCCACAGAUGGAGAUUGAGAUGGAUCUGGCCAAGGAGAGCAGGAACGACUGGUCCUUGAGCUCGGAGGAAUGGCUAGGCCAUAAAAAGCUCUUCUGGCCACUGUUUUGGGAAUACCACGACUCCAGUCAGGAAGGUCCCGGGCAAGGCAGUCUGGAGGAGAAUGAGGAGGACCUCAUCUAUGAAGGAGAAGACUCCUUUUUGAGUGGUGUGGGUGCAGACUGGAACAGUCGAUGGAAGGGCUGGGACUCUACGGACAAUUACGAAUAUGAGGAGGAAGAAUGGAGUGAUUGGUCACCAUGUAGUGCCACCUGUGGACAGGGGAAUCAGAAGAGGAUUCGCUCGUGUGGCUAUGCCUGCACUGCUACAGAGUCACGGACAUGUGAUUUAGAGAGAUGUCCUGAUGACAUAAUUCCUGUGACGGAACCAAGUCCUCAUGAAAUGGCAAACAACACGGAGCUUUUGGGAACAGAUGUUGACAGCUGUGAGAAGUGGCUGAACUGCAAGAACGACUUCCUCCAGAAAUACCUACACAAAGUCCUGACUGAGUUACCCAAUUGCCCAUGUGUCUACCCAUCCGAGGUGGUCUACAGUGCUGUCAACGUUUUUGACAGGAAGCUGCAGAAGACCUAUCGAUGGCGAGAUGCCAGCGGCCCCAAAGAGAGACUGGACAUCUACAAGCCCUCCGCCAGGUUCUGCAUUCGCUCCAUGCUCUCCUUCGACAGCACUACUCUGGCGGCACAACAUUGCUGCUACGAUGAUCACAUGAAGCUCAUCACACGAGGAAAAGGUGCCGGGGCCCCAAACCUCAUCAGUACAGAGUUCUCCCCGGAGCUUCAUUACAAAGUGGACGUGCUCCCAUGGAUCCUGUGUAAAGGAGACUGGAGCCGCUUUCAUUCGGUUCGGCCUCCCAAUAACGGUUUACAGUGUGUUGACAACCCACAGGAAAACGUCUAUAUGAAUGAGCUAGAAGAGGCCAGAGAGUAUUGAAUUCAAGAAAACCUACCAGAGUGGAUCUCUUAAAGGCAAUUGAAGCCUGAUUUCUGAUUGGGUGACUGUUUCACAGAUGUUCUCUCGAAUUUAAUUGAUUUUAAAUGCAACUUUGGAGAGAUCCGUCUGGAAACUGUAGUUAAGAUACUGUCAUGAGCGGUUUCGUACAGCUCCACUGAUUGAACAUGUUGGCCCGAAGCCCAGAUAAAAGAGCAAGUAAACUUAGACAACCCAAUAGCAGCUUUUUAAAUCAACUGAAGAGUCAAGAAAGCAAGAUUUAAUGGAAUAACACUGAAUUUCAGUCUUUACAAAAUGACAUUUGAUCAAUUGUCAUUGAAUUUUAUUUUACCCACAGGAAGACAACAACAUGAACGAGCUAUAAGUGGCCAGAAUGUACUGAGUUUUACAUCAAAAACCUUCCAGAGUGAACAUCUUGAAGGCAAUUAAAGCCUUGUACAGUACUUUCUGAUUGGGUUCUCGAAUUUAAUCAAUAUUAAAUGGAACUUCGUCUGGAGAUUUGUCUGGAAACUAGUUAAGAUACUGUCUUGAGCUGUUUCAUACAGCUCAACUCAUAAAACAUGUUGGCCCAAAGCCCAGAUUGGAAGAUCACGAUGCUAAUUUAAAUAGAGCAAGUAAAUUUAUACAACGCAAUAGCAGUUUUUUAAAUCAAGUGAAAGUCGAGAAAGCCAGAUUUGAUGGAAUAAUGCAGAUUCUCAGUCUUUAUAAAAUGACAUUUGAUCAAUGGCCAUUGAAUUUUAUUUUAACUGCAGGAAGGCGUCUAUAUGAACUUGCUAGAAAAGAGCCUGAGAGUACUGAAUUUAAGAAAACCUAUCAGAGUGGACGUCUUGAAGGCAAUUGAAGCCUCGUACAGUACUUUCUGAUAGGGUAACUGUUUCACAGAUGUUCUCUCAAAUUUAAUUGAUAUUAAAUGGAACUUUGGAG
Messenger RNA from Danio rerio (zebrafish), 2856 nucleotides. Lineage: Eukaryota; Metazoa; Chordata; Actinopteri; Cypriniformes; Danionidae. The record is from RefSeq and is a predicted model, not a curated record.